UACAGAAUGAAUAUGGAUCCCCUCUCCCUGCUACUUCAGCCGCCUGUUCAUUAUCCGGUUUGUGGGGUGUUACGGGCAGUAGAAUCAGGGGCUAGGGGUGGUUAACCCAUAUAAUUCCUGCCAUGUGUGCUUCUUUCUGUUGUUCCCUACAUGUGCACAAUUUUUGGGGGUUUGCGUCCUGGAAAAAUGGUUCUUGUUCAAGGCAGAGUCUCUGGCACAGCUAAUAGAUUCCAGAUAGAUCUACAGGUGGGUUGCAGCACAAGGCCACGAGCUGAUGUGGCUUUUCAUUUUAACCCCCGAUUCUCUUCCUCUGAAACAUCAGUAGUGUGCAAUACUCUGCACAUGGAACAGUGGCUUCAUGAGGUCCACCAUCCUGGUCCUCAGCUUCGCAAGGGGCAACCAUUUUUGUUGCUCUUCCUUUUUCUGGAGGACAAAAUCAAGGUCAGCAUUAAUGGCCAACACCUUCUAGAUUACCCCAACCGUCUCCCACUGUGUGAUGUAGACACAAUAGGAAUACAUGGAGAUAUCUCAGUGCAGGGGAUCUCUUUCCUGUGCAGAAAUCCUUUUAGUGACAGUAUCACAGAAUAUCCAGUGUGCCAGCCCCUAAAACUUGGCAAUGUGGCGAUGACUACACCCCUUUCAAAGACUUUACCCAAUGGUAUCUCAGAAGGCCACAUGACUACCGUGCGUGGUCUAGCGUCAGCCAACCCAGAUGAGAUUGUUAUCCUGUUAAAAUCUGCUGACUUCAUUCCUUUCAAGCUAACUGCCAGCUUUAGAGACCAGACCCUGCUUUACAGUUACCUAAUGGGCCCACGGUGGGCUGAGCCCCAGGAAAUUCAGACUCCAUUUUUCUUGUUUCAUGCAGAAAGAUUUGUUCAGAUACACAUCUUUUCUGAGACUAAUGGCUUCAGGCUUGCAAUUAAUGGGGUGCCACUGGGUGUAUUCUGUCCUCCUGUUCUGGACCUGAAAUCCAUUAAUGAGAUACAGAUCAAUGGCAGCAUCAAAAUAUACAGUUUUAUAUGCUGACCUCAUUCCAUCACAUUGCCCAUAUAUGAUUUUCUUGAUAGUUGAGACUUGCCUUCCACUAUCUUUCCUGUUCUGCGCAGAACAGCCCCCUACUCUAGCAUGCUGCAAUCUGUUUAUACUGGAUCAUCUUGAUGAAUAAAUGAUGGAAAGGUC
Messenger RNA from Xenopus laevis (African clawed frog), 1179 nucleotides. It is a transcript of the gene lgals12.L, whose product is annotated as galectin 12 L homeolog. Gene Ontology annotation, molecular function: carbohydrate binding. NCBI's taxonomy places the organism in Eukaryota, Metazoa, Chordata, Amphibia, Anura, Pipidae. The transcript has 9 exons. Bases 151 to 1026 code for a protein of 291 amino acids. Gene Ontology annotation, cellular component: cytoplasm. The record is from RefSeq and is a predicted model, not a curated record.